Molecule: messenger RNA, 2604 nt
Organism: Prunus armeniaca (apricot)
Lineage: Eukaryota; Viridiplantae; Streptophyta; Magnoliopsida; Rosales; Rosaceae
Source: the annotation of a GenBank genome assembly
AUGAUGCCAUAUGGAAUGGGAAUGCCAGCUGGUGGAGGGUCUCGUGCUACCAGCAGGUCCCAUGGUAAUGACUGCGGUAGGUUCUGCGGAAAUAGCAUGGCCCUUUACCAACAGGCUGCUCGGUCAUUCAGGUACCUUGUGAGCAAUUGGGAUCAAGCUACGGUGCUAGGAUCUCCGAGUCAAAUGGUCCCUAUGAGGAUAAUGCCGACCUUGCUUAUUGCGUUAAAGGAGAUAUCCUUAGGCUUGCUCAAGGAUCCUAAGCUCAGCACUCUGAUAGUGCCAAAGAAAAAAAUUCAUGGAAAUCAUAUCUUGCCACAAGCAGCUUCAACAAUCCCGACAUUAAAUGGGGAAGCAGAGGGCAAUACUGCUGGUUUGAAUUUUGAGGGUACUAAACUGAGAAUAAAGAAGAUGUUCAACAAGGUUGAUCUCACUGUUUCCUCAUAUGACACUGCUUGGGUGGCAAUGGUCCCUUCUCCAAAUUCCCUGACGGACCCUUUUUUCCCUGAAUGCGUAAACUGGCUAUUGGGAAAUCAACUCCAUGAUGGUUCAUGGGGUCCUCCAAAUUUGCAUCCCUUGUUGAUGAAAGAUGCUCUCUUGUCCACCAUAGCAUGUAUCCUUGCACUAAAACGGUGGAGUGUGGGCGAAGAACAAAUUAACAAGGGGCUACAUUUUAUCAAAUCAAAUUUGGCUUCAGCUAAUGAUGAAGAGCUACAUUCUCCUGUUGGAUUUAAUAUAAUGUUUCCUGCGAUGAUUGAAUCUGCCAUGAAGUUGGAUAUGAAUCUUCCCCUGGGAGCACCAACUCUAGAUGCUUUGUUUCACAGGAGAGAACAUGAGCUUAAAAGGCUAUCAAGCCAGAUAGGAAAGGAAUGGAUAUACGUGAUACAAUCAGUUCAUGUGCUAGUCAAAAUAAUGGAAAUGCACUGCGGUUAUGGAAGCAACUCAGAGGGGUGGAGAGCCUUCUUAGCAUAUAUUUCAGAAGGAUUUGGAAAAUCGCAGGAUUGGGAGUUGGUCAUGAAGUAUCAAAGGAAGAAUGGGUCGUUGUUUAAUUCACCGUCAACCACAGCUGCUGCUUUUACUCACCUUAAAAAUGCUGAUUGUCUUAAGUACCUCCGCACACUCUUAGAAAAGUUUGGAAAUGCAGUUCCAACGGUUUAUCCUCUAGAGAACUAUGCCCGUCUUUCUAUGGUUGCCAGUCUUGAAAGUUUGGGUAUUGAUCGACAUUUCAGGGAGGAAAUAAGAAGUGUACUGGAUGAAACAUACAGAUGCUGGCUGCACGGUGAUGAAGAUAUAUUUUCUGAUGCUGCCACCUGUGCAAUGGCAUUUCGGCUCUUACGUGUUAAUGGAUAUGAUGUUUCUGCAGAUCCAUUAAGUCAAUUUUCAGAAGAUUGUUUCUUUAAUUCCCUUGGAGGAUAUUUGAAGGACAUUGGUGCUGCCUUAGAAUUGUUGAGGGCUUCAGAAUUCAUCAUACAUCCAGAUGAAUCAGUUAUGGAGAAACAAAAUUACUGGACAAGCCAUUUUCUGAAACAUGAGUUAUCAAAUACUUUAGUUCAGGGUCAUAUAUUCAAUAAGCACAUUGUCCUAGAGGUGGAAGAUGUUCUUAAAUUUCCUUCCUAUGCAAAUUUGGGUCGGUUGUCAACCAGGAGGGCUAUAAAAUAUUACAACACAGAUAGUACAAGGAUUUUAAAAUCUUCUUACCGUUGUUUGAAUAUUGGCAAUGAAGAUUUCCUAAAAUUGGCAGUGGAUGACUUCAAUAUUUGCCAAUCUAUACACCGUGAAGAACUCAACCAUCUUGCAAGGUGGAUUGGGGAGAACAGAUUAGACAAGCUAAAUUUUGCUAGGCAGAAGCUGGCAUACUGCUACUUCUCUGCUGCUGCAACCCUUUUUGCUCCUGAACUAUCAGAUGCCCGCAUAUCAUGGGCCAAAAAUGGAGUGCUUACAACUGUGGUUGAUGAUUUCUUUGACAUUGGAGGUUCUGAAGAGGAACUGGUAAACCUCAUACAAUUGGUCGAGAAGUGGGAUGUGAAUGUGAGUGUUGAUUGUUGUUCCGAGCAUGUUGAAAUUAUAUUUUCAGCACUUAAGAACACAAUUAAUGAGAUUGGAGUCAAGGCAUUCAAGUGGCAAGGACGCAGUGUGACAAGUCACGUAAUUGAGAUUUGGUUAGAUUUGCUCAAGUCUAUGUCGAAGGAGGCUGAGUGGUUGAGAAACAAACUUAUGAGCACUUCUGGGCGUCUCCUCAAUGAUAUCCAAGGCUUUAAGAGGGAAUCUGCGGAAGGGAAGCUAAAUGCUUUAACGUUGGCCAUGAUUCAUGGCAACAGGGUCGUCACUGAGGAGGAGACUAUCAAUGAGAUGAAGAGUGUUAUAAUGAGUAAGAGGAGAGAAUUGCUAAGACUAGUUUUGCUAGAGAAGGGUAGCAUAGUACCAAGAGCUUGCAAGGAUUUGUUUUGGAAUAUGAGCAAAGUGCUGCAUCUAUUUUAUGCAAAGAAUGAUGGAUUCACUGCACAUGAUAUGAUGAAGACUGUUAUGGCAUUUCAAUUGCUGGGAAAUCUGGAAGCACCACAGUGUGAUUGCAUUCCUCCAAAUCCUGAUGCUUUCAUUCUCAAAUGA